GGUAAAUCUGGAGCCAGAACUCAGCACACACCAACAAGGGCUGGAGGGGAUCGCUAUAUUCCCAACCGCAGUAAUAUGCAGAUGGAGAUAGCAAAUUUCCUCCUAACCAAAGAGAAUGACCCUUCCGAGAAAUCCCCUACCAAGAAGGAGCAACAGAGAGCCUGGGCAGUGAAUCUGAAUGGCUUUGAUGUAGAAGAGUCAAAGAUUCUCCGCCUCACUGAGAAUCCACAGAAUGCUUCAGAAGGCUAUCAGAAUAAACUGAAAGUGCUCUACAGUCAGAAAACAACACCUGGAUCCAGCAGGAAGAAUGGCAGAUACAUUCCCUCAAUGUCAGACCGGAUCCUGGACGCACCAGAAAUUCGCAAUGACUACUAUCUGAAUCUCAUUGACUGGAGUUCUCAGAACUUCCUGGCAGUGGCUCUGGACAACACUGUCUAUCUGUGGAAUCACACCUCUGGGGAGAUUAUCCAGCUGCUGCAGAUGGAGCAUCCAGAUGAUUACGUUUCCUCUGUGUCAUGGAUUAAAGAAGGAAACUACCUUGCUGUUGGCACAAGUAAUGCUGAGGUCCAGCUGUGGGACAUUCAGCAGCAGAAACGUCUCCGAAACAUGACCAGCCAUUCUGCCCGUGUGGGAUCCCUCAGCUGGAACAGCUACAUUCUCUCCAGUGGAGCACGGACUGGCCACAUCCACCACCAUGAUGUCAGAGUGGCUAACCAUCACACGGCCACACUCACUGGCCACACACAGGAGGUGUGUGGACUCAAGUGGUCCCUAGAUGGGCGCUACCUGGCCAGUGGUGGCAAUGACAAUCUAGUGAAUGUCUGGCCAUGUACCCAGGGGGCCAAUGGAAACUUUGCUCCUGUACACACCUUCAGUCAGCACCACGGUGCUGUCAAGGCUCUGGCAUGGUGUCCAUGGCAAAUGAAUAUUUUAGUCACUGGAGGUGGGACUAGUGACAGACAUAUCCGCAUCUGGAACGUGUGUUCUGGCGCCUGCCUCAGUACUGUUGAUGCUGGUUCCCAGGUCUGUUCUAUCCUGUGGUCAACUAACUACAAGGAGUUCAUUUCAGGCCAUGGCUUUUCACAGAAUCAGCUGAUUCUAUGGAAAUAUCCAACGCUGGCCAAAGUGACUGAGCUGCGAGGUCAUACUGCCAGAAUCUUGAACAUGACUAUGAGUCCUGAUGGCACAACAGUGGCCUCAGCAGCUGCUGAUGAAACGCUGCGGCUCUGGCGCUGUUUUGAGAUGGACCCCAUAAAGAAGAAGGAGAGAGAGAAGGCAAACAGUGCCAAGCGCAGCAUUAUUCACCAGAGCAUCCGCUGAAUGCAUGAGGUUGUUGUGAGGGGAGGCGGAUUGUUUGGUUUACGUGUUGUACAGUAUUUUAAAUGCUAAUAAAUUGCUUUACUU
Molecule: messenger RNA, 1404 nt
Organism: Acanthisitta chloris (rifleman)
Lineage: Eukaryota; Metazoa; Chordata; Aves; Passeriformes; Acanthisittidae
Gene: CDC20
Product: cell division cycle 20
Exons: 9
Coding region: 76-1320 (414 amino acids)
Biological process (GO): anaphase-promoting complex-dependent catabolic process; positive regulation of anaphase-promoting complex-dependent catabolic process; positive regulation of ubiquitin protein ligase activity
Cellular component (GO): anaphase-promoting complex
Molecular function (GO): protein binding; ubiquitin ligase activator activity; anaphase-promoting complex binding
Source: RefSeq, a predicted model, not a curated record